UCACAGACACACCAUCGUUGUAAGUCUUCAUCACCAGAGUCAACGAGCAUCAUGAGGUACAGGGUGGUCACUACUUACCUCAUGUACCUGUUGUUGGUGCCAAGCCUUGCUCAAGAGUUCAGAGCUCGUGUGGUCGGUGGCACAGCGGAGGCGGGACGUCUGGAAAUCUUUUACGAUAGAACUUGGAACACAGUGUGUGAUGACGGUUUUGGACAGAAAGAAGCUUUGGUAGCCUGCAGAAUGUUAGGAUUCAACAGCACAACAGCAGUAGCCGUGGGGUCAGACAAGUACGGAGCAGGCUCUGGUCCUAUUCUGUUCAGUGACCUGCGGUGUGUGGGGCACGAAACCAGCCUGGCGCAGUGUGAAAACCCGGGGCUCUACAGACACGACUGUACACACUGGGAGGAUGUCGGUGUCAUGUGCAACUUUAAGUUAACAGCUCGUGUGGUUGGAGGCACAGUGGAGGCGGGACGUCUGGAAAUCUUGUACGAUGGAGAAUGGAACACAGUGUGUGAUGUAGGUUUUGGACAGAAAGAAGCUUUGGUAGCCUGCAGGAUGUUAGGAUUCAACAGCACAACAGCAGUAGCCGUGGGGUCAGCCAAGUACGGAGCAGGCUCUGGUCCUAUUCUUUUAGAUGAACUGCAGUGUGUGGGGAACGAAACCAGCCUGGAGCAGUGUCAACACCCGGGGCUCUACAGACACAACUGUGAACACUGGCAGGAUGUCGGUGUCGCGUGCAUUACUCAGCAGAUGUCAGCUCGUGUAGUUGGUGGCACAGCAGACGCAGGACGUCUAGAGAUAUUGUACGAUGGAACUUGGAGCACAGUGUGUGACGAUGUAUUUGGACAGAGAGAUGCCUUGGUAGCCUGCAGGAUGCUGGGAUUCAACAGCACAACAGCAGUAGCCGUGGGGUCAGCCAAGUACGGAGCAGGCUCUGGUCCUAUUCUGUUCACUGACCUGCAGUGUGUGGGGAACGAAACCAGCCUGGCGCAGUGUCAAUACUCGGGGCUCUACAGACACGGCUGUAAACACUGGCAGGAUGUCGGCGUCAUGUGCAACAUCACCACACCAAUGACAGUCCGGUUGUAUGGCGGGACGUCUACGGCAGGACGUCUAGAAAUAUCGGUCAACGGAGAAUGGACUUCAGUGUGUGAGGGUGGAUUUGGACAGAGCGAAGUAGAGGUGGCCUGCAGGAUGCUGGGAUUUAACAGCACUGGGCAAUCAUCUAUGAAGUAUCUUCUAGUAAACGAUGGCUCACGAUUUCAAUUUGGAUAUAUAAAGUGUCAACGAAUGGAAACAAAUCUUCAACAAUGCGAGAUUGGACAACUUAACAAAAGCAACUGCCUGGAUGUCGGUAUCAUUUAUGACUUCGAAAACUUAGGUCUGCGACUGACAGGACCUCGCCGUACAGACAGUGACACUGGGCGUGUAGAAGUGGAAAUUGGAAGUAAACAAUUUAGUACAGUGUGUGUAAACAACGAGAAAACUGCCGCAGUCAUCUGCAGACAACUCAAUUUAAUCCCACAGAGAGCUGCACUAAUAGACGGUUUGUUGUUUGGACCAGACAAGAAACCUUUACUUCAAGCUACAUUUGUUUGUAAGGGAACAGAGAGCAGCCUGGAUGACUGUGGGCGAAAUAACACUGCGAAGGACUGUUAUUCCAAUGAUGUUGGCGUCUAUUGCAGCAAAUACAAACGUCUUUUACUAGUUUCGCGGGACGAACGGUAUCCGUUUAUAGAAGGAGCUAACAAAGUUCUAAUGUGCGUGACAUCAAGAACUUAUCAACGGGUCACUGAGUACACAUGGAGAGACACAGCUGGCGGUCGUCCUAAUGGCGAGUUUCUGAUGUUUGACAAUCUGACUAAAGAGUACAAUGGACGUCAAGUGCAAUGCUGCACCAGCUGUCGUGGGAAGGAUUUAAGUAUUGAUGAUAAGAUGCUCAGUGAUGCUCAUGUGCUGAAGGUUUACUAUAAGCCGUUGAUUACAAUAACAUGGACUGAUAACACCGGGGAACAACAACCCUUGUCAAGUCUUUCUGAGUUAAACCCUGGACACAACGUGACCCUGUGGUGUAAAGCUGACAGCAACCCUCCCCCCGCGUCCAUCACGUGGUCAGGAAGAGUGAACAGCACGACUGGGGAGUUACGGAUCCUAGCGGCAGACCACGUGACACACAGCGGUGUGUACACCUGUACCGUCGUCACUCGCACCGUUGAUGAUGACGACAGACUUCCGCUGACCUCAUCUUACAGGCUCAAGCUCAGAGUUCAAGGUUGACAUUUACUUUCAUAGUAUUUCUAAUAAUUAACGCAAAUAUUUAGUUGCAUUGUUCCCAGUCGUACUUUACAAUAUUUUCCUGAAUCCACAUUCAUGACACUUUUUAAAGGCACGAGGAUGUAACACUAACCUGACACAUUGACACAACACGUGUCACAUGAUUGACACAACACGUGAUUUGCGUGCUACUACCAACAGUACGAGUUGCUGCUUUUUAUUAUUUCUCGAGUCACGUGCCCGAUGUUAUUGUACACCUGCUGCGACACACCAACAGAAGGGCGAGUAACAGGUA
This is a messenger RNA of Pomacea canaliculata, 2569 nucleotides long. RefSeq names its product deleted in malignant brain tumors 1 protein-like. The coding region runs from base 52 to 2277 and encodes 741 amino acids. Lineage: Eukaryota; Metazoa; Mollusca; Gastropoda; Architaenioglossa; Ampullariidae. The record is from RefSeq and is a predicted model, not a curated record. The transcript has 13 exons. Gene Ontology annotation, cellular component: membrane.